AUGUAUUCAGUAUAUAAACAGAUACAUAAACCAACUGGUAUAGAACACAGUAUUUACUGUAAUUUAUACAGUACAGAUGAAAAGAAUUUAGUUCUAGCUGGUGUCAAUCAACUUUCUAUUUAUAGAUUAAAUAUAGAUGCUGAGGUUAUUACAAGCAGUGAUGGUGAUAAAUCAGAAGAAAGUAGACGUACAAAGUUAGAAUGUGUUGGUACCUAUAGUUUAUUUGGUAAUGUGAUGUCAUUACAAGCUGUAAGAUUGCCUGGUGCUGUCAGAGAUUCAUUGGUUCUUAGUUUCUUUGAUGCCAAGCUUUCAGUGUUGGAAUAUGAUCCAGCCACACAUAAUCUAAAAACAUCAUCAUUACAUCAAUUUGAAGAGAGUGAUUUAAAGGAUGGAUUUACGAGACCAGAAGGUAUACCUACUAUAAGAGUUGACCCAGAUGGUAGAUGUGCUGCUAUGUGUAUUUAUACUAAUAGAUUAGUUAUUUUACCAUUUAAAAGAGAUGUUGUUAUAGAUGAUAUAGAUCAAGCUACACCAGGAGGAACCACUACAUCUCCUAUAAUGUCUACAUAUAUUGUGGAUUUACGAAAACUCGAUGAAAAAAUAACUAAUGUAAAGGAUUUUCAGUUUUUACAUGGUUACCAUGAACCUACAGUUUUUAUAUUGUAUGAACCAUUACGUACUUGGGCUGGUCGUACAGCUGUUAGAACAGAUACAAGUUGUAUUGUAGCUAUAUCAUUAAAUAUACAGCAGAAAGUACAUCCUAUUAUCUGGCACAUCAACUCUUUACCUUUUGAUUGUUUUGGUUGUAUAGCUAUACCAAAACCUAUAGGUGGUGCUUUAUUGUUUGCCAAUAAUUCUUUACUAUAUUUAAAUCAGAGUGUACCACCUUAUGCUGUAUCAUUAAAUAGUAUAGCAGAAACAUGUUCAGCUUUUCCUCUACGUCCUCAAGAAGGUGUUCGUAUGGCAUUAGAUUGUUCACAAGCUACAAUGAUAUCUUAUGAUAAAUUAGUUCUAUCAUUGAAAGGAGGUGAACUUUAUGUAUUAACAUUAGUUGUUGAUGGAAUGAGAACUGUAAGAAGUUUUCACUUUGAUAAAGCUGCUUCUAGUGUUCUCACAACUUGUAUAUGUCAAUGUGAUGAUGGAUAUUUAUUUCUGGGAUCAAGAUUAGGUAACUCUUUAUUACUGAAAUAUACAGAGAAAGAUCAAGUGAAGACAGAUAAAACAGAUAUUGAUAGGAAGACAGCAGAACCUAGUAAUAAAAAGAGAAAGUUAGAAGGCAGUGAACAUCUAGCUAGUGAUGUAACAGAGAUAGAUAAUUUAGAUGAACUAGAAGUGUAUGGUGUUAGUGAAACAGCUAGUACAACUAUUACUUCUUACUCAUUUGAGGUAUGUGAUAAUAUAUGGAAUAUAGCACCAUGUGGACAGAUUGAGAUGGGAGAACCAGCUUUUUUAUCGGAAGAAUUUGGUAAUUCUGUAGAUCCUGACCUAGAGUUAGUCACUACAUCAGGCUAUGGUAAAAAUGGUGCUCUGUCUGUUUUACAGAGAAGUAUCAGACCACAAGUUGUAACAACAUUUGAACUACCAGAUUGUGUUGAUAUGUGGACUGUUUUUAAUCAACAAGAUGAUGAACAGCAGGUAGGUGAUGAGUCUGAAGAUUCCCCUAAACCAAUUAAAGGAGGUCAUUCAUUUCUGAUACUGAGUCGUCCAGAUUCCAGUAUGGUUCUUCAGACAGGUAAUGAAAUAAUGGAAUUGGACCAUAGUGGAUUUAGUACUCAGAGUCCGACAGUAUUUGCUGGUAAUAUUGGUGAUAAUAAAUAUAUAUUACAAGUUUCAACCAAUAGUAUUAGAUUACUAGAAGGAGUUAAACAGUUACAACAUAUACCACUAGAUACUGGUAGUAUAGUAGUGCAAUGUUCUGUAGCUGAUCCCUAUGUUGUUAUUAUGAUGGAAGAUGGACAGAUCAUGUUAUUAACAUUAAAACAGGAUAGUUACGGAUCAGGUGUUAGAUUAGCAGUCACUAGACCUCAAAUAUCUAUGAAAUCUAAGAUAUUAGUUGUGACAGCCUAUAAAGAUAUGAGUGGUAUGUUUACUACAUCUGAUAUUAAAGAUACAGAACUAGAUCAAGCUAUGGAUGAGAAACAUCAUGAGAAAGUUGUACAAUUAGAUGAUAGUAAUAUAGAAGAUGAAGAUGAAUUAUUAUAUGGUGCAUCAGAUACAUCAGUAUUUGGUACAUCAUUUACUGGUUCUUCAUCAGUACAAACAACAUCUACUGAUAAACGUAAAAAGAAGAAAGAAGCAAAAGAUAUCAUACCAUCUUAUUGGUCAAUAUUGUGUCGUGAAAAUGGCGAAUUGGAGAUCUAUUCUGUACCUGAGUUUAAAGCCUGUUAUUAUGUGAAGAAUUUCCCUGGUGGACAUCGUGUGUUAGUUGAUAGUGGACAAGAAGUUAAAGGACAGAAAGAGAGAGAAAGUUAUCUUGAAUUACCUAAAGUUAAAGAAUUAUUAGUUGUUGGUUUAGGCUAUAAUAAAUCACAUCCCUAUUUACUGGCACGUGUUGAAGAAGAAUUAUUUAUCUAUGAAGCUUUUCCAUUUCAACCAACACAAAGUGAUAAACAACAUCACCUAAAAAUCCGAUUUAAAAGAUUUCAACAUGAUUUGAUAUUAAAAAGUCGUAAAACUGGUAAAAGUAAAAAAAAAGGUGAAAUGGAAGAAGUUAUACCAAAGAAGAGUUUUGUACAAUCAUUAAGAUAUUUUGAUGAUGUUUCUGGGUAUGCUGGGGUAUUUGUAUGUGGUGCCUAUCCACACUGGUUAUUUAUGACAACUAAAGGUGAAUUAAGAGUACAUCCUAUGAAUAUUGAUGGUUAUGUUGUUUGUUUUACUCAGUUUAAUAAUGUCAACUGUCCUAAAGGUUUUCUAUAUUUUAAUACACAGAAUGAAAUGAGAAUCUGUAUCCUACCUACUCAUGUUACCUAUGAUGCUCCCUGGCCAGUACGUAAAUUACCAUUACGCUGUACACCACAUUAUAUAGGAUAUCAUACAGAUAGCAAGACAUAUGCUGUAGUAACUAGUAGACAAGAAAUAUUUAAUAAACAAUCUAAAAUAACUCAACUAGAUGAACGAGAAUUUGAAGUGGUGGAGAAAGAUGAAAGAUUUGUGUAUCCAACUGAUGAUGUUUUUACCUUACAAUUAUUUACACCAAGUACCUGGGAAGUUAUACCUAAUUCACAUUAUGAGUUUGAAGAAUGGGAACAAGUAACAUCAUUAAAAUGUGUUAAGUUAAAAUCAGAAGGGACUGUAUCUGGAUUAAAAGGUUUUAUAGCUGUUGGUACUAUGUAUUGUUAUGGUGAAGAAAUCAGCUCUAAAGGACGGGUAUUGAUAUUUGAAGUAAUUGAAGUAGUACCUGAACCUGGUCAGCCAUUGACUAAAACUAAAAUUAAGUUAUUACUAGAGAAAGAACAGAAAGGUCCAAUCACAGCAAUGGCUGAUUGUAAUGGUUAUUUAGUGACUGCUAUAGGACAAAAGUUAUAUAUGUGGACCUUAAAAGAUCAUGAUUUAGCUGGUGUAGCAUUUAUUGAUACUUAUGUUUAUAUCCAUUCAUUAUGUACUAUUAAAAACCUAAUAGUAGCUGGUGAUUUAAUCAAGAGUAUAGCUGUAUAUAGGUAUCAGGAAGAUUAUAAAGUUUUAUCAUUAGCUAGUCGAGAUAUUAAACCAUGUGAAGUUUAUGGAGUUAAUUUUCUGGUAGAUAAUAAUGUUUUAAACUUUGUUGUAUCAGAUAGAAAUAAGAAUAUUUUAGUUUAUAGUUAUCAACCAGAAGCUAGAGAGAGUGUUGGUGGACAGAGAUUAAUAAGAAAGGCAGAUUUUAACAUGGGUUCACAUAUUAAUUCAUUUUUCCGUGUUCGGUGCAAAUUAUCUGAUCCUUCCAUUGAUAAAAAGACAUUAGCAUUGGUUGAAAAUCGACAUGUUACUUAUUUUGCUACACUGGAUGGCAGUCUAGGGUUCUUACUACCAGUAACAGAGAAAGUCUAUAGAAGAUUAACUAUGUUACAGAGUAUAAUGUUAACUUUAAUACCACAUCUAGCUGGUCUCAAUCCUAAAGGAUAUAGAGCUAUUAAAACAACAUUCCCUGAGUUAUCCAAUCCCUGUAGAAAUAUAUUAGAUGGUGAAUUAUUAUGGAGAUUUGUUCAUCUCAGUCAUAAUGAAAAGAAUGAAGUUUCUAAAAGAAUUGGUACAUCUACUGAUCAGCUAAUGGAUGAUUUGAUGGAAAUCAACCGAGUCACAGCACAUUUUUAA
This is a messenger RNA of Lottia gigantea (owl limpet), 4287 nucleotides long. RefSeq lists its product as hypothetical. Gene Ontology annotation, cellular component: nucleus; mRNA cleavage and polyadenylation specificity factor complex. Lineage: Eukaryota; Metazoa; Mollusca; Gastropoda; Lottiidae. The transcript has 35 exons. Gene Ontology annotation, molecular function: nucleic acid binding; protein binding. The record is from RefSeq and is a predicted model, not a curated record. Bases 1 to 4287 code for a protein of 1428 amino acids.